Monodelphis domestica (gray short-tailed opossum) is the source of this 4611-nucleotide messenger RNA. RefSeq names its product ARF related protein 1 (gene ARFRP1). Gene Ontology annotation, cellular component: Golgi apparatus. Gene Ontology annotation, molecular function: GTPase activity; GTP binding. The record is from RefSeq and is a predicted model, not a curated record. NCBI's taxonomy places the organism in Eukaryota, Metazoa, Chordata, Mammalia, Didelphimorphia, Didelphidae. Gene Ontology annotation, biological process: protein localization to Golgi apparatus; Golgi to plasma membrane protein transport; intracellular protein transport.
CAUAGCGCCAGGGUCAGCAAGACAGGUCGACUUUUGCAGCUGUUGAGGUAGUGGCGGGGAAGGGUCUUGUCUGGCCUUAGUAGCUGUAGUGGCAGUCGCUCCGGCUCCUGUUUCGGCUCCGAGGCGUUAGGCCGCAGGAGCAGGAUGUAUACACUCCUGUCAGGGCUUUAUAAAUACAUGUUCCGAAGAGAUGAAUACUGCAUCCUAAUCCUGGGGCUAGACAAUGCAGGAAAGACGACUUUCCUGGAGCAAACAAAAACCCGAUUUAACAGAAACUACAAAGGGAUGAGUUUAUCCAAAAUCACCACUACAGUGGGCCUGAAUAUUGGUACCAUUGAUGUGGGCAAAGCUCGCCUUAUGUUCUGGGAUUUAGGAGGGCAAGAGGAAUUGCAGUCUCUUUGGGACAAGUACUAUGCUGAGUCCCAUGGGGUCAUCUAUGUCAUUGAUUCUACUGAUGAAGAACGACUCUCAGAAACCAAGAGAGCAUUUGAGAAAAUGAUCACCAGUGAAGUGCUGGAGGGGGUCCCUAUCUUGGUCUUGGCCAAUAAGCAGGAUGUAGAGACCUGCUUAUCUAUUCCUGACAUCAAGACUGCAUUCAGUGACUGCAUUAAUAAAAUUGGAAAAAGAGACUGUCUGACACAGGCUUGUUCAGCUCUCACAGGCAAAGGGGUGAAUGAGGGCAUCGAGUGGAUGGUGAAAUGUGUCGUGAGGAACAUCCAUCGCCCCCCUCGACAGAAGGACAUCACGUAAAGCCAGAAGAGCACUACUGCUGUGCUUGGACAGCUGCCCCCAGCGCAGAUUCUACCCACAUUCUUUGUCCAGGGAACAGGGCCCAGGACCUUGUCAUCGAUUGGAUUCUUUUCAUUUGGAUUUUUGAUUUUGCUUUUAUUUUUGUUUUUCCUAAGACGAACUUUUUGUCUCUAUACAGAAAAAAAGGCAUCUUGAGGAUUCUACCUGGGGGUUGGAAAGGGGUAAAGGGAGGGUGUAGGGGGAAGAAUUUCUCUGUGACCAAACAUAAGACCCUCCUGAAUGAGGAAUGAUAGGAGUAUUGCCUUGCCUGGAGCACAGGAACCAUCAGGUGUCAUGAGUGACUUUAUCUACACUACCACAAGUUGUGGCUAUAUUCUCUCCACUUGUUCCAGGGAGCUGGUGAAGUAUUUUUAGUUAAUGGCCUAAAUUUAGUCCUUCAUCAGUUAAAACCAAACAUGAAAAAAUGGCUCAGACUAGUCCCUGGUAUGAGUAUUGAUAAGGGAUUAUGACAUGCAUGUAAGACAGUUUUCAUCUGCUUUAAAGCUCAAGUUUUCUUGGGUGUAUUUGGCUAAGUCUCUGCUGGAGCAAGUACCCUUUGGCUGUAAAUCUUCAUAUUUUCUAAUAACUUCUCUAUUGCCCCAUACCCCCUGGGGAUAAUGGCUUGUGCUUGGUUCCCCAACCUCUUGUAGAAUGAUGAGCAGCUAGCAUUGCUUUCAAAGCAGAGGUAAUCGUGGUGACAAGGCCCCAUUUGCUUGGGGCAACAGAUUUUUACUGCUCAGAGCAGCUAUAUUAGAUGAUACGCAAAAAAAUGAGUUCCAAAGAAAAGAUUUAAUACUUUGAGCCAAAACAUUUCCAUUGACAGCAGACAUUACUUGUUCAUCUCUGACAACAUUCACUCUAAAUCCUCCUUGGCUUCUCAGGUCCCUGCUCUGGGGUUCAGAAUGGGGAGACCAAAUAACUUGUUCAGACCUGGCCCAGGACCAGGCUAUUAAGUCAUAAUAUGGUUGUGGGGUUUUCCAGGACUCCGUGGGUGUUAUUGAAGUGCAACCGUGGCUGUUUCCACACAGAAAUCAGCUCUAGAUAAUCCAGGUCAUUGGCCUGAUUGCAGUGUUGCCCAAAGCAGAGGCUUCCUAGAAUUUCAUAGAAACCUUAGCUUUCCAUCCUAGUCAGCUGACUGACCUUGAGUAUCUGCCACAAUUUAAAAGACCUGAAGCAACUAGACCAAUAGUGUCAACUGUGGGUACCGAAUAUGAUCAAUCUGGGCUAAAAUCAACCUAGAUUGACCAAUGUCCCUGUCUUUGUAAUGCUUUUCUCAUUCUAAGGGUCUUAACUUUACUCUGGGGGAAUGGUGUGAUCCCUUGCAGCCUCGUUUAAGAUCUAAUUGGUGAUAUAAGAGCUCAUCGCUUAUAGAUGCACUUGCCUAGAAUCUGGGUUAUUAAUGGUGGAUAGCUGCCCUUUCCUCACACUUCCAGGCCCCAGUUGAGUUGCCAAACACUUGAGUGUUGGUCUUACCACCUGGCACAUGCUUUGGCUACUGCAGAAUUUUGAUAGUGCUACAGGGAAGUGGAAGAGACGGGAGUACUUUUGGAGAAAUUUUUCUUCCUUCUCAGGUUACACUUAAUGUGACACAUUGAGUAGAUAUUAUGAACAAGUAGCAAAAUGCUAUCAGUAGCCUUUGUUACUACUGAUUUUAGCCUCCCAAAAUGGGGCCAGAGAGAGGGUUAAUACAGGAAAGUCAGAGCCAAGAGGAUAUAGGCUCUUGCUUCCUACUUUGAGGGGUCUCUCUCCACCUCUCUAGCCUGCAUGCUACAGUGUGCCUUAAGCUGGGUCAUUGUUAUACCCAUGGGUAGAUUUCAGACAACAUUCCCCCAUUAUUUAUCCUGCUACCUGGAGAACAUUUAAAAGUUAAAGUGAAGAGCUAGACACCAACCUAUAGUCGGCCCUUUUAGGACCUGGCCAUCUGUUGAACAGAAUUGUUUAUCAGGGUAGUUUAUAAGCUAUAGGCAUGCAAUAUGUCUGAUUAUACAUCAAUUCAAACACCAGCCUACUGUCUGUUACCCACAAGAGUCUGUUUCUCUUGUAGCUUAAUUCCUUUAGGCUCCAGUGUAAGAUAAGCAUGUCUCCAAGUCUUAGUCUGUAAGCUUUUUUACCUUUAAUUUAGGAAAAUGAGUGUAUAGAGUCUAGUAGAGGUAAAACUUUACCUGCCUCCCUAUAUUUUCAGUUUGAUGAUUUGGGUGAUUCCUUAUAAAACUGACCAUUUCCUUCCAGGCCUGAUGUCCUUGAGUGAACAGUGUAGUUGUCCCUACUUGAACUGAAUGAGAGGAAAAGAAAUAUGCUUCUGAGAUCUUCUAACAUCUAUGAGUGACCUUGGGCAAAUUCCCUUUUUGGUAUAAUGUUUCCCAGGCUGUCACAAAGGAAUGUAAGGUCUGGCUCCAGGGGGAGUUACCUGUUACUUCUUUACAGAUUGGUGGGCUACUGAGGGCUUUGAGAUCCUAAGGGGGUGUGGGGGUGGAGAAAGCUGCCAAAAUUGAAAGUAAGCACACACCAAGAACCCAAGGAAGAUCUGCUCUUUGAUCUUAACUUUGAGGGAGGAGUCGUGCCUGCUUAGUGUUUGUCUUUAGGUCCUGUUUGCCCCUGCAGGAACAUCUUGUUCUUCAUGUUCCAUGGUAACGAGACUAUGUUUGUGCUGAAAUCCCCUUUGGAAAUUGACCUGGCAACGUUAAAUGUGCUACUUUUCUUUCUUGGACAGUGAACCCUAGUGAAUUGGGAGAGAAUGGGAUAGAAAGUGUUCUGUGGGGCCAGCAGUAAGAAACAAGACCUAAGGUUUAGUUGAGGUUACAGGUAUCUAUCUGCCACAACUACUGCUGUCCUCCAAGCUUUCUAGUGGAGACCCAGAGGAUUCCUAUAGAUUUGCUACAGCCAGGAUGAUAGUGGUAUGGGCUAGCAGCUCUAGCUAACCGUAGAUUGAAAGUGGGUCAGGGUCAGGCUUCAAAAUCAGGACCUAGCAAGGUCAGGGGAAAGUGUUUCUCACUUAUUUGCUUUGGCCAAAGCGAUGAUAGUUUGAGGUUUGUCCUGGAUCAUAGCUGGGUAAAACUCUCAAUCUUCUUUCUACCAAAGCCUAAAACUCCAUGUUUCCCACUGAAUACUUCUUCGCUUUGGUGAAGUGAGGCUUUUGGGAGAAGCCUCUAAUUUCGCUAUUACUGAGGACUUAGGAUUCCCCAUGUUUGUCCUCAAUUCGAUUUAAUUCUAGUUUUCCCUGAAUCUUAGGAUUCUCUUCUUUCCACUUAGAUCAUCUCCUUUACUCUUGAACUGACCCAAACCAAGGAGCAACUCCAUUGUAUAAACAUCCUCUUUUCUUUUGGAAAAUUCAGCCUAGCCUUUGCAGCUGCUGGGUUGGACCCUCCCUGUCUUGGUCCUGUUUUAAUUUAUUAAAGCUUGGGCACUUUUAGAAUAUCUGGCAGAGCCUUUUGUUUGCACUGAGGCCCUUACUAGCCAUGGCUUCUUGUUCAUGGUCACCCAGACAACUCCAACUGGCUUAGAGAAAAAUUGAAAAAACUAUGACCCUAGGAACUCUAGGUACUUAGCUUUUUCCCACAACAGUUUAGCUUGGCUUAGGGAUUGAGUGAUGGUUCCCAAUCUGAUAUCUAUUCCUCAGCAGGAUUCAGCAAAAGUUUGGCCAGAUGCUUUAUGCUUGCAUACUUGUGAUCAUAGAGCCAUAUGACACCCUCAUCUAGACCACUAAGCAGGCAGGGGUCUGGCCACUAAUUGUAGGGGCUUGAGGCCACCACUAUCAAGGCAUGCCAGUUGUCUUUAAUCCCCAGUAGUUCUCUGUGUUUGGAAAAAUAAAAAUCUGAUCAGAAA